Messenger RNA from Melanotaenia boesemani (Boeseman's rainbowfish), 4049 nucleotides. Its product is annotated as forkhead box protein J3-like. Gene Ontology annotation, biological process: regulation of transcription by RNA polymerase II. The coding region runs from base 735 to 2546 and encodes 603 amino acids. The record is from RefSeq and is a predicted model, not a curated record. Lineage: Eukaryota; Metazoa; Chordata; Actinopteri; Atheriniformes; Melanotaeniidae. Gene Ontology annotation, molecular function: RNA polymerase II cis-regulatory region sequence-specific DNA binding; DNA-binding transcription factor activity, RNA polymerase II-specific. Gene Ontology annotation, cellular component: nucleus. The transcript is spliced from 15 exons.
GCACUGAGCACUGAGACCCGGGAUCUUCUCUCGCUGAGCUCAAAUGCGUGUAGCGGGUCGAGGCUUUCCGUUACGAGUGUCGAAUGACCACAGCAGCGGUCAGCUGAGUCUGACACCCGCAGAGCACCGAACCUGCAGCCCGGGUGACAGCACAAAGACAACGCGGGAGCUUUUGUCUUCGAGUGGGGGAUUUUCAAGCACACAAUCAUAGGCGUCUGGAGUACAAAAAAAAACAAAAAGAAAAAACAAAAACCGAGCCGGUUCAUAUCCAUGUACGACGCUCAUCAUCCCAACACCUCACCAGGGUGUGAAGCUUCACCGUGUGGCCGUGCAGCCAGCCCACGCUCCCCAACUUCUCAACAACAGCCACACCAGUGGUUGGCUAGGGGGACUUCAAAGAGAGACAGAGGGGUGCAUUUCAGUAGGCUCGUUCAAGUUCUCGCACCUUGAUUGGAGAAUGGCGUUGUUCUCUUUCUUGUUGAAAGAAAUUCGAAUGCAGCAGCCAUUGCAGUGGCCAAAUGAAGAUCUUGUGAACAUGCACGAGGGCAGGAAUCUACCUUUUACUUCAGUGACUUCCCCAGAUGCUUUGGCCCAAAGAAAGAUGGAAGGAAAUGGGAAGAGCCUGAGCCAAGACUGCUGCACAGAGCCCAUUCAGUAAACCUACAAGAGAUCCCCCACACACCACGUCACUGAGCCGUUCACCUUCCCUAUUGACCUCUUAACCAACAAGCACUAUGACCUCCGAGCUGGAAAGUAGCCUUACUUCAAUGGACUGGCUUCCCCAGCUCAGUAUGAGGGCAGCCAUCCAGAAGGCAGAUGCUGGACACCUUCACAGUCAUCACCAUGGGCACCACCACCACCAUCAUCACCAUGGGCAUGGUAAGAAAAUGGUACAUUUGGAUCCAGGGACAACGCUGGAUCAAGAGGAAGCUGCUCAGCACAGAGACGGUAAACCUCCCUACAGCUACGCCAGCCUCAUUACUUUUGCCAUCAAUGGCUCACCACGCAAACGGAUGACCCUCAGUGAGAUCUACCAGUGGAUCUGUGACAACUUCCCCUACUACAGAGAGGCAGGCAGUGGCUGGAAGAAUUCAAUACGACACAACCUGUCCUUGAACAAGUGUUUUCUCAAAGUGCCUCGCUCCAAAGAUGACCCUGGAAAAGGUUCCUACUGGGCCAUAGACACCAAUCCUAAAGAAGACACAGUACCCAGCAGGCCGAAGAAGAGACCUCGCUCUGGAGAACGGGCAUCAACCCCUUACAGUCUAGAAUCAGAGUCUUUGAGAAUGGACUGCAUCAUGUCAGGAGGAGCGUCCCCAACUUUGGCCAUUAAUGCUGUAACUAACAAGGUAGCACUGUACAGCCCUGAGGCAGAAGGCAGUGAGAGUCCUGGGAGUCUUGGUGGGAGCCUGAGCAGCAGUCUUUCGGAGCAGAAUUUGGCGUCCGUCAACCUUAACAGCCUCAACACUGCCGUCAGCAGUGGCAGCAGUGUACACAGCUACACACCAGUGAGUAGCCACUCGGAGCCUUCAUCCCAGUCCCUGAGCCUCCAGCAACCCCCUCAACCCCCGCCGCCCCCUCCUCCGCCUCCACAGCCCCAGUACGGCUUACCUGUCCCAGAGUCUCGGGACAAGCAGCUCUGUUUCUCUGACUUUGAGGACCUCAGCGCUUCUUUCCGCAGCCUUUACAAGUGUGUCUUUGAGCAGUCCUUCUCACAGCAAGCAGGUAUGAUAAGUAUCCCCAAUGACUCCAGUCAGCAGGCUCGGACUACCUGUUCAUACCAACACUCUCCUGGUGCAGGAAGCAGCAGCGGCCACCACCACCAACACAACCAUGGCCAAACGUCACACCACACCCACCACCCUCAUCUGUCUUCUCACCAGCACCACUUGCAUGGUCAGCAUGGCCAGCAUCCCCAGCACUCUGCUCUCUCCCACCAGAGUCACACAGUUCAGACCUGCCCUACGACAGGCAUGUCUUCUGACUGGUACCCCAACCUGGACUGGCUGAAAGAGAGCUGUCGCGUUGCCACAAGCUACAACUGGGCUGACGUAGACCUCUCCCCGUUUCAAGGUUUAAAGGAAAGCAUGCGGCAGGCUGAGCUCAACAACUGGUCUCUGGAUGCUGCCCAGAUGGCCGACCUGUGUUCCUCGAUUAACCAAUUCUUCACAGCCACGGGGGUUAUCCCCCCUCAAGGCGCUACCCACCCACAACCUCAGGUCCAACACACGACAGCUCCAUCAGCACCGCUGCACCCUGCUCAGCCUCAUGGAGCCAUGCACCCAAAGCCUAGCCACCACAGUCAACAUGGUCAACACAUCGGUACGGGGAACAUGUACAUGGACUCGAGACAGAGCAUCUCUUCUCUGAUGGGCCCACCAGGAUAUCCUCACAUGCCCCCUAUGAGCAACACAGCUCCCAACAUGACAGGUCAUCACAGCCAGCUGAGUCAGCAGCAUGCGCUGCCUGCAGGACACUUUCAAGUGAGACGCAUGCUCACAGCAGACGACAUCCAGGACGACUUUGACUGGGACUCCAUUGUGUAAACUGAGCCAUCGGGGAAAUAGAGAAAUAAAGCGAAUGACUUAAAACAAAAGGGAGCUGCACAGAUGAUUGGGAAACAUGAUACAAAUGUGAGGUAUGGAAGUGGCCAACCGGCUCUGUUCACCUGUGUAAAAAAAAAAGAAAAAAAGACGACAAUCUAACAAAAAAAAAAAAUGGAAAUUUUAGUUGUUUUUUUUUGUUUUUUUUUUUUUUUAAUUAUGCUGGCCUUUUUGUUUUCUAAUACAAGCAGCUGAUGUGUCUAAAGACAAUCCGUAUUUAAGUGGAGGUGACUAUGUCUGAUGCAGCCAAAAUAGAAACACAAGGAUUUUGUCCUGCGUGCCAACAGGGUUACAAGUUAACAAAGUGUUGUCAAGCUGUUAUUUUUUUCUCUUAAAUGCAUUUACUUCUGCAGCUUGUGUCCUUUGUCUGCAAAAUUCCACCCCCUCUGUCAAAUGAAGUGAAUACUGCAAAGUCUCUGCAUAUAAAUCACCUCUUUUAUACUCACCAAGCUUGUCCAAACAUUUAAACCUUUCUUCCUUGUACCAUUUUAUUCACUCAGAUGCUGGGACUCUUUUGAUGCUGUGGAUUUUAGCUAAACUUUGAAGAGGAAUAAUUCCAGCUUAUUUACUUGAGCACCACCUGCUGGUUAAAACAGCCACAAUCUUUGUUCAUUAUCUUAAAAAUUAUACAUGACACAAUCUGUGCUUUCCUGAUCUUUGCACUCACCCUGAACUUUUCAUUAUUUGUUGUUUAUUAUGUCUAAACUCUUUUGUGUGCAGCACUCCACUGUGCCAUGGUCUCAGGGUGGAAAACUGACAUACAAUCUAAACAUCUGUGCCAUUUACAUCUGUAUGUGAGGUUAACUAUGUGGUUAGCGUUCAGUUCCUCUUGGCUAACAGCAAGCAUCCUGUGAUUGUCAAUAAAAAGGUGAGAAUCUUUAUUAGUCAUAUAUGUAAGCUAAGUCAUACAAAAGACUGGAAUAAGCUCAAACCAGAUGAAAACAAGACGCAAGCCAGCCUUGAACUUUGUGAACUUUCUCAAGUUCUGUAAUUCUUUCGGGGAAAAAUGCAUAUCAUUUCUAACCAGGCAGAGAAGGUUGGUCAUGAUUCAAGAUGCCUCCUUUAGGGUGAAGAUGAGCAAUUUUUGCACAAGCUGGAUCGGAUCUAGUUCAUGUAAGACAUAAAAGAAAAAAACAUGAACUCUUUUUAUUUCUUUGUUCAAAGGACAUUAAAAAAAAGUCAAGGGAAUAAAAAAACCUUCUUUGUUUUGUUCACUGUGAUGUUAAUUUUGUCUGUGUGUAUAAUUGUGUAUAGUUGUCUCUGAUUUCCAUGAGCAUACAGCUUCAUACAGCUAAAAAAAAAUAAAAGAAGAAACAAAUAAAUUUCUUUGUAUCAACACUUUAAGCUCUCAUAUUUCCCAGAGCAAAAUAUGGGACCUUAAAAUGCUGUUUGAGUCGGAGGAUCUCAGUGAAUUUUCAGGUGUUCAAAUCAAGGUCUCAUUGUUAA